AUGGAAAUCAAUAACUUGUUUGAAAGCCUCAAAGUGGAUCUCACCUGUCAUAUAUGUUUGGGCUAUUUCACUGAACCAGUGAUUGUCCCAUGUGGUCAUAGCUUCUGCAAUGAGUGUAUUCUCAACUACUGGAAGGAAACACACACACAAGUAACCUGCCCAAUUUGCAAGUCAGUCCUUGUAUUUGAAGACUUUUUCUACAACACUAGGCUGAAGAAUCUGGCUAUUAUUGGCAAGAUCUUAAGACCUUACUUGUUGCAAAGCAUCAGGCCCCUGACCACCUGCACUAAACAUGGGAAAGAAGAGAUCUGGUUCUGUGAGGAGGAUCACAGACUCUUCUGUGGGCCUUGCUUUUUAAGCAUGGAGCACAAGGAGCACAAAGUCCUUCCCUUGGAAAAGGCUGCUGGUCAGUGCAUGGAGAAGCUCCAGGCAAAAUGGAAUAUUUUGAAGGAUAAGAAGCAGAAAUUAAGAAUGGAAUUGGAAAGAGAAAAAAGGAGAGAGGUCCAGUGUAAGGAGCAUGGCCCCACUCUAAAAGAGCUAAUUAGACAUGAAUAUGAGAAAAUGCACUGGUUCUUAUUGGAGGAAGAAUGGCUAGAAUUCCAAAAACAGUAUAAAGUAGCAAGAGGAAGUUUGCCAGUUAAUGAGAACAAGGACAGCCAGUCCCAAGGUAUCCUCAGUCUGCAGCCUGUGGAAAUGCUCAAGUUGGACGGUGAGACUAUGAUAGAAUUGGUUAAAUCUCAAUAUGAGAAAAAGCACCAGUUGUUGUCAGAGGAACAACACCUACACCUACAAAGACUGGACCAGCAGGUAGAAGAAAACUUGGCAAAGUUUGUGGAGAGCAAGGCAAAAAUGACCCAACAGAUCCAUAAUCUACAAAAGGUGAUGUCAGAAAUAGAUAAAACUUUUGAUAAGCUUCCCACUGAUCUGCUUCAGGGAUGA
Messenger RNA from Dromiciops gliroides (monito del monte), 939 nucleotides. RefSeq names its product probable E3 ubiquitin-protein ligase TRIML1. The record is from RefSeq and is a predicted model, not a curated record. Gene Ontology annotation, molecular function: zinc ion binding. The transcript has 5 exons. The coding region runs from base 1 to 939 and encodes 312 amino acids. NCBI's taxonomy places the organism in Eukaryota, Metazoa, Chordata, Mammalia, Microbiotheria, Microbiotheriidae.